AUGGCUGGAUUUGGCAAGGGCGAAGGCGUCUUCAAGUGCCCGGAGGACCAGCUGCCCCUGGACUAUGCCAAGAUCUACCCUGACCCAGAGCUGGAGGCGCAGGUGCUGAGCCUGGGCAUCAGCUGCAUCCACAGUGAGGAAGGCUGCCGCUGGAGCGGGCUCAUCAAGCACCUCCAGGCCCAUCUUGGCACCUGUGGCUUCAACGUCAUCCCCUGCCCCAACCGGUGCAGCGCCAAGCUGAGCCGCCGCGACCUGCCCGAGCACGUCCAGCACGGCUGCCCCAAGCGCCGGGUCAAGUGCGAGUUCUGCGCCAGUGACUUCACCGGGGAGGCCUUCGAGGGCCACCAGGGCACGUGUCCCCAGGAGAGCGUGUACUGCGAGAACAAGUGUGGGGCCCGCAUGAUGCGGCGCCUGCUGUCCCAGCAUGCCCUGGCCGAGUGCCCCAAGCGCACCCAGCCCUGCACCUACUGCGCCAAGGAGUUCGUCUUUGAUACCAUCCAGAACCACCAGUACCAGUGUCCCCGGUACCCCAUGUCCUGCCCCAACCAGUGCGGGACGCCCAGCAUCGCCCGGGAGGACAUGCCCACCCACCUCAAGGAGAGCUGCAACACUGCCAUGCUGCUGUGCCCCUUCAAGGAAGCUGGCUGCAAGCACCGCUGCCCCAAGCUGGCCAUGGGCCGGCACCUGGAGGAGACCACCAAGGUGCACCUGGGCAUGGUGUGCGCUCUGGUGAGCCGGCAGCGGCAGGAGAUCCUGGAGCUGCGGCGGGACGUGGAGGAGCUGUCGGUAAGCAGCGACGGAACCCUCAUCUGGAAGAUCGCCGACUAUACCCGCAAGCUGCAGGAGGCCAAAGCCCGCAGCAACUACGAGUUCUUCAGCCCCCCUUUCUACACCCACAAGUACGGCUACAAGCUCCAGGUCUCGGCUUUCCUCAACGGCAACGGGAGUGGGGAAAGCAGUCACCUCUCCGUCUACAUCCGUGUGCUGCCGGGCGAGUAUGACAACCUGCUGGAGUGGCCCUUCUCCUACCGCGUCACCUUCUCUUUGCUGGACCAGAGCGACCCCUCGCUCUCCAAGCCCCAGCACAUCACUGAGACCUUCCACCCCGAUCCCAACUGGAAAAACUUCCAGAAGCCAGGGGCUUCACGCAGCUCCCUGGACGAGAGCACCCUGGGCUUUGGCUACCCCAAGUUCAUCUCCCACGAGGACAUCAAGAAGCGGAACUACGUGCGGGACAACGCCAUCUUCAUCAAAGCCUCAGUGGAGAUCCCCCAGAAGAUCCUGGCCUGAGCCUUGGUGCCCCAGGGGGGACAGGACGUGAGCUGGGUGCUUGCCUGGGGUGCCCCAAGUGGUGCUGAGCCCC
Nipponia nippon (crested ibis) is the source of this 1363-nucleotide messenger RNA. NCBI's taxonomy places the organism in Eukaryota, Metazoa, Chordata, Aves, Pelecaniformes, Threskiornithidae. The record is from RefSeq and is a predicted model, not a curated record.